This is a messenger RNA of Seminavis robusta, 696 nucleotides long. NCBI's taxonomy places the organism in Eukaryota, Bacillariophyta, Bacillariophyceae, Naviculales, Naviculaceae. The record is from the annotation of a GenBank genome assembly.
AUGGACUCCUCUUCUGUUGGUACUAUGCAUACUGGUAGCCGAGCUCUAUCUGUGUCCCUGAUUUUGUUGGGGCUGACGGCAUGUUCCGGAUUCUCCUUGGUGCCAAGAAGUUGUCCUCCAUGUCAUUUUCCUGGAACCUCCUCCUCCCUUUGGUCGUCUGAUAAUAAUAAUUAUGGAGAAGAUAUGGAUCAACAAGCCAUGAUGGAAUCAGAUAUGCUGGUGACGGUGGACGAAAACGAUCUUUUGGUGUCUACCGAAAUUUCAGCCUCCAAGAAAUUGGCACAUACGUUUACGACGGAUCAACCACGAGGGAUUUUGCAUCGCGCCUUUUCCUUCUUUCUCUUUGAUCAGGACAACAAAAUGCUGCUCACGCAACGAGCACUGUCCAAAAUUACCUUUCCCGGUGUGUGGACCAAUACCUGUUGUUCCCACCCGCUCUAUGGCAUGACGCCCAAUGAAGUCGAUGUGACACCCGAUGCUUAUCCCGACUUUCCCGGUAUCAAACACGCCGCCAUUCGAAAGUUAAAGCACGAAUUGGGAAUUGAAGCACAAUACGUACCACACGACAAAAUCACGUUCCUUUCCAGAUUCCAUUACUGGGCAUCCGAUACUGUUACCUAUGGAACCGAAAAUCCACCAUGGGGAGAACAUGAGGUCGACUACAUUUAUUUUUCCAACUCCCCCAGGGGUCGAUAA